Molecule: messenger RNA, 2032 nt
Organism: Bombyx mori (domestic silkworm)
Lineage: Eukaryota; Metazoa; Arthropoda; Insecta; Lepidoptera; Bombycidae
Exons: 1
Coding region: 138-1907 (589 amino acids)
Source: RefSeq, a predicted model, not a curated record
UAAUGUCACCUGUCAAUGUUAAAUCGAUUUUGUGAACUGAAUAUGGAUCUACACAGUUUUUGUUAGCUUACGUGUUUAUUUUUUAAUAAUCUUUGUACUCAAUUUUGUUAUAUCAAAACUUGUUUUCGUAAUAAAACAUGUCUUGCUUGGAAAAAGAACGAAAACCAAUGGUACCCGUUAAAAAUUUGGAUGUUAUAUUCAGAAGACGGUACGUACCCAAUACGCAAUAUUACUUUGCUAAUAGAAAACAUGCCCUUAAUGAAGUCAAAGAAAGGCCUGACCGUAGUCGGCCCUUCAGAGUGCCGCGUUCAGAAAAACUAUUGUCAUAUAUAAAAUAUAGUGAGCGGAAAGAAAAAUUAAAUGAUCUGCAUAGACUGAAAUUGCCGGUGCGUUUUAAAGAUAAUUUGAAAAUAGCAGCAUCCAGAGAUAUAUCAAGAAGACUCUUCGUACCCGAACCCCUCGAUGAUGUUAGAGCUGUAGUUGAGAUACAUCCUGAGUUCUACAAAGUUAUUGAAGGUCGUCCUACGCGAUGCUUAGACGAUAUUAAAGUCUACGUCAAUAAUAUUCGGGCUUAUGCUAUGAAUCGACAACAAAUAGGAUAUCGACGUGACUUGGUCAUGAAAAUACAAGAAAAUGCUGUGGAAGAAACUGUACAGUACGAGCGUAUAGUAGAAAAAUUGAAAGAGCACAUUAAGAACUUUGAAAAGUUUUUGACUGAAGAUUAUAAAAAUGCUUGCAACAAAGUAUCCAAAGCUGAGAAAGUUUACAGUGAUUUGCUAUCAAAAAACUCAGAGUUUCUUGCUUACAUAUCCUCACUGACAAUAUUGAGUAACGUUCUAUUUAAAUUAGACGCUAUUCGAAGUGUCUUAAAAGUUUACAGAAGUUUCUUAAUUUUUAUCGCCCCGAUCUCAUGGCGGCAACAAAACGAUGAAAAUUUGAGAGGUAAAAUACAGUCGAUACAGUUUGAGUCUGGAAUAUUCGUUACUGAUAACGAUUUAGUUGAAUCGCUGGAUAUUGAUAAAAUGAUUGAAUUUGCUAAAAAUGAACUUAGUAAUCCACAGCCAGCAACAUUGUACUUUAAAAAACCCGAGGAAUUAAAGUACUUGUUUAGAACAAUGGAGAUACAAAGUAGAGAAUAUUUGACACAGUUAUCAAAAACCGAUGCCCCUAAUCGAUUGUUACAAGAACGUAUGAAGCAAUUAAAACAAGCUACUAAACAGGAAUUAGAUUAUUUUCAGUUCUACAUCGAUAGCAUUAAUAAGGAAAUCGAAAGGGAAAGGUAUAACGAAACCUACUUACAAGACAAGUUUUUUCGAAUAUUAAAUGAAACUUUUUUCGAAAACGUCGCCAGUCCUAGUACACUAAAACUUAAAAUUUGUGUUGAGUAUGUUUACGAAGAAAUAUUUGGUAAAUGCGAGGAAGGCCAUCAGAGUCUACAUGAUCCCAUGAAGAUUUUAGAAGUAAUGUAUGAAGAUUACAAUUUACGCCUGGACUCCUUAGAUUUUAAAAUAGUGAAUACGGCCCGUAGUGACUUUUUCAGUCAAGAUUUGAAGAUUAUGAAAAAUGCGUAUAAAGCUCAAAGAGAAUUAAGGUCUUUUUGGGAAAUGAAAAGUGCUAUGAACAAAGCAUUUUUAGAACCGCGUAAAUACACCAGACCGGUUCUCAAAAAGUUUUUGGAUAAAAAGACUAGGUUAGCGUUAUUGAUCGCUGAAAAGAAAAAAUACCAACUGGAAACCGGGGAAUGUAAUAAAAAGAAAAAAUACAAGUUGUCACCUGAAGAAAAAGAGGGUUUACUGUUUUUUACGGAAUGGUGUGAAGGUUUGAAUCCAGCCCCAUAUUUAGCUGAAUAUUACAAAUUUAUUAAGCCGGCCUUAGAAUGGGUACCUCGUUCUUCCGUUUUCCCUUGAUAUCUAUUAGAAUAUGUUUUUAAUAAAAAUAUUUUGUUUAUAUCUCUUUUAUAAAUCUUAUAUAAAUAUAUAAACUGUAGAAUAUUUUGUAUGACGUGACUAAUAAAUCGAGAUGGUUUCUAUUA